AUGGUUAAAAGUCCUAGAAAAUUUAUGAAUCCAUUUAGUAAAUGGAUUUCCGAUACCAAUCGCCGUUUCAUUGUGUUAAUGAUUCUUCUUCUUGCUUUUAUCAUAUUAUUCUCUUUUCUUUUCGACGUUCCUUUUCAGAAAGUUAAGAAUAGCUUUCUCAGCAACAUUACUUCAUCUUCACCUUCCAAAGAUGAAUUGUUACGAUCGAAAAUUGCAGUGUGUUUGGUAGGUGGUGCUAGGAGGUUCGAAUUAACCGGACCUUCCAUAAUGGAUAUGAUACUGAAGGAGUACCCUAAUUCUGAUCUUUUUUUGCAUAGUCCAUUAGAUUCAGAUGCAUUCAAAUUCUCGUUGCUGAAAUCUGCUCCGAAAAUCGCCGCCGUAAAUAUAUUUCAGCCUCAACCGUUGCCGGAGAAUGAAACUUUUGUUCGAGUUCUAUCAGCUCAAAACUCGCCUAACGGAAUCCAGGGGCUUAUUCAAUACUUUGACCUGGUGGAAGGGUGCAUAACAAUGAUAAAAUCACACCAAGUAAAAAACAACAUCAAGUACGAUUGGAUAAUCAGAACACGUGUAGACGGGUACUGGAACGCCCCACUCGGUCCAGAAAAUUUCGUUCCGGGUCAAUACCUGGUCCCAUCCGGUUCAUCCUAUGGUGGACUCAACGACCGGUUCGGUAUAGGCGACCUAACAACCUCAACAACAGCAUUAUCUCGUCUCUCUCUCAUUCCCAAACUAGAUUCCGCUGGAUUCUCAAAUCUCAAUUCAGAAUCAGCCUUCAAAGCGCAACUCACAACUCAGAAAGUAAGCUACCAAACAAAACGACUCCCAUUUUGCAUAGUUUCGGACCGGAAGUACGAUUUUCCACCAACCCGGUUCGGUGUACCGGUUGCCUCAUUUUCGAGCCGCGGUCCGUUAAGUGGAACUAAGUGUAGACCGUGUAAACCGGUUUGUGUAGGUGUGUGCGUGGAGUAUGUGAUGAAGUGGGUUGAGAAGGGAUGGAGUUGGACCGAUUGGGCCGAUGGGUCACUCGAGCUGUGUAAUGCUGAGGAAAGUUGGGAAGAUGGUUGGGAGAAGGUUUUUGAUAAAGUUGCUGGAAAGAAAUUUGGUGAUGUUAGGAAGAAAAUUCACUCUAUGAAAUUUGAUGAUUGCGUUCGUGAUUUUCUUCAGUUGAAAAAUCUUACUGCUCAAUGGAAUGCUCCUCCCAUUGAAGAAAUUUGUGCUUUGGGGUUAACACAUUCUUGA
Molecule: messenger RNA, 1239 nt
Organism: Lathyrus sativus (Indian pea)
Lineage: Eukaryota; Viridiplantae; Streptophyta; Magnoliopsida; Fabales; Fabaceae
Source: the annotation of a GenBank genome assembly